This is a messenger RNA of Hermetia illucens (black soldier fly), 1625 nucleotides long. RefSeq names its product aurora kinase C (gene aurA). The coding region runs from base 135 to 1364 and encodes 409 amino acids. The transcript is spliced from 3 exons. Gene Ontology annotation, biological process: regulation of cytokinesis; protein phosphorylation; mitotic spindle organization. Gene Ontology annotation, cellular component: spindle microtubule; spindle pole centrosome; chromosome passenger complex. The record is from RefSeq and is a predicted model, not a curated record. NCBI's taxonomy places the organism in Eukaryota, Metazoa, Arthropoda, Insecta, Diptera, Stratiomyidae. Gene Ontology annotation, molecular function: protein kinase activity; ATP binding.
ACCAGACCAAUUUUGUCAUUCAUUCAAAUUCAAAACGGUCCAGUUUCCCUACUAGUUAACUGUCUUGGACUCACUGCAAAUAAUUAAUUAUAUGGACGUUUUUAUGUGAUAAAGACAGAUAAAUUCCUCCAAAUAUGUAUCGAAGUACGAAUGGACCGAAGGUUGGGAAGGAAAACGUAGGCGCCACGAUGAAAUACGGCAGUCAAAAGCAAAUAGAAAGUCGGGGGACCACGAAAAUACAAUUAACAAAGGAGAGCAACACCGCACCAGUAUCACGAGGAAAUAUCCGCACUGGAGAAAUUAAAAAAACAGUACUCGCCUCUAAAACGUGCGUUCUCGAGAGUACGGGUCCUAGCAAGCAGACACUAAUAGUUAACAAAACGGAUGAACAGAAAUCCACUGAGACGAAACCGAAAGUAGAAUCAACAAAGACUGAAACAAAACGACAGGCUGCCAUUCUCAAGACUGAUAACCCAACGCCUAUACAACCGAAUAAAGAAGUAAGAGGCGACAUUGAACACGCUAUUCCAGAUAGUACUGUGGAUAGGGCUUCAAAUGUUAAUGAUAAAAAAAAGUGGUCACUUUCAAAUUUCGACAUUGGACGCCCAUUAGGCCGGGGAAAGUUCGGCAAUGUGUACUUAGCUAGAGAAAAGGAAACUAAAUUUGUAGUAGCUCUGAAAGUGUUAUUCAAAAAACAAAUACACUCAACGGGCGUUGAACACCAAGUGCGGCGCGAAAUUGAAAUUCAGUCGCAUCUGCGCCACCCAAAUAUACUUCGACUCUAUGGAUAUUUUCAUGAUGAUGCUAGGAUUUAUUUGAUAUUAGAAUAUGCACCGAAAGGAACAUUAUAUAAAGCUCUACAGGAGCAACCAAACAAACACUUCGAUGAGCCGCAAACUGCCAUGUAUGUUAAAUCUCUUGCAUCGGCUCUAAUAUACUUGCAUGAACGUGAUGUGAUCCAUCGUGAUAUAAAACCCGAGAACUUAUUGCUGGGGUACAAUGGUGAAUUGAAGAUAGCUGACUUUGGUUGGUCAGUGCAUGAACCGAAUUCUAAACGGACAACAUUAUGCGGCACAUUAGAUUAUCUGCCACCUGAAAUGGUGCAAGGCAGACCACAUACAAAAACGAUUGAUUUGUGGAGUUUAGGUGUACUGUGCUAUGAACUCUUGGUUGGUCAGGCUCCGUUUGUUUCUCCUGACCAUGAUGAAACAUAUCGUAAAAUUAUGAAAGUUGAUUACAAGCUACCCUCGUUUGUUACUCCUGCAGCUGCGCAUCUAAUUUCGAAGUUAUUAAAAUUAAACCCGGAGCAAAGGCUGCCUUUAGAGCAAGUUUUGGAACACCCAUGGAUAAUACUUCAUUCUUAAACAAAUGCCCGUUAUGAUACUCUUAGUUUGUAUAAGUUUAUUUUUCUUUUCGUUACAUUAAUCCGCUCUUAGUUAUUUCACAAAUGUUUUUGUUAGUUGCAAGGCAAACUGAUUUUACUGACCUUUUUCUAUUUUUUGAAAUAAAUUUCCUGUAAUUUUUGCUAAAAUUUUAUAUAAUAAAUUCAAGGAAAGUAUUUGAAAAACAAUAUAAAUGGUUUUUUCCUGUGACAGCAAAUCAAUAAAUUUAAAAUUUAUAAACUA